GCACAGCCGUAGAGGACAAUAACAUUGCUGAUUAAUUGUUCAAACACAAAUGGAUGAGUUCAGUUCCAACCAGGCUACAGAUUCACAUACCCUUCACUUGAAUUCCAAUUCCAACCAGGUUGCUGCUGACGAUGCUACCCAAACCCAAACCCAGAUCCGGAGCCAGUCUGCAGCUGGGGAUGGCAGCCAAGCGGAGAUCAUAACCAUGGAUGCAAGUUUGUACAAGGCCGCAGCAGAUGGUAACAUCCAUGCCCUCCAGCAAUUCCCGGAAGUUGAUCUUCAGAUACAGUCAAGCCCCAAAGAGAAUUCUGUCCUCCAUAUUGCAGCCCAAUUCGGUCAGCUUCGCUGUGUUAAAUGGAUGCUUGAGUUUGCUUGGUGUUCAUCGCUACUGCAUCGGCAAAAUCUGAAAGGGGACACUCCACUUCACCUUGCAGCAAGGGAAGGGCAUUUGCUGGUGCUGAGAGCUCUCAUGGAUGCUGCAAAACUGCUUCCCCUGGAUAUUGAAAGUGGGAUUGGAGCAGAAAAGGCGAUGCUGAGGUUGACCAAUAAAGGGGGCGACACAGCCUUGCAUGAGGCAGUCCGGUAUAAUCAUUCUGAGGUGGUCAAGUUCUUGAUUAUGGAAGAUCCAGAGUUCGCCUAUAGUGAAAAUAUUGAUGGUGGGACUCCUCUUUACAUGGCUGCAGAGAGGGGAUUUGGUAAAUUGGUUGAAAUAAUCAUAGACAACACUCGCACAUCCCCAGGUUACACUGGCUUCACCGGUAGAACCGUUUUACAUGCUGCUGUAAUUCAUAAUAACACAGAAAUGACAAAGAAGAUACUGGAAUGGAAGCCAGCACUGACAAAAGAAGUGGAUGAGAACGGAUGGUCUCCUCUUCACUAUGCUGCAUGCAGAGGCUGUAAUACAACAAUAAUAAGGCAAUUGUUAGACAAGUCAGAUAAGUCUGUACCCAACCUUAGGAUCAAAGAUGGCAACUUAACAGCCCUUCAUAUAGCGGCAAGGGAUGGGCGUAUGAAGAUAGUAGACAUACUGGCAUCACACUCUCCAGACUGUUGUGAGCAGGUUGAUGAUAAGGGAAAAUUUUUUUUCCAUUUUGCCAUGAUGAAAAAGAAGGCAUAUGCUUCUGGUGAUCUCUUAAGGAAUAGGUGGUUGAGAGUGACUGGACUUAUAAAUGAGAAAGAUGGUGAGGGAGACACUCCCUUGCACCCCCUCGCGUCUCACCAAGUUUUUGACCCCAAAUUUGUUGGUGAUGAUAAAGUGGACAGAAUGGCCUUCAACAAUCAGAGAUUCACAGCUAUGGACAUAUAUUCUAAGGCCAAGAACGCCAGCCUUGUAAUUCUCUUCCUCUAGCUAAAUUAAUUUCCUUUGUUUAUCAUUUUCUAACACUUGUCUUGUGUAGUA
Molecule: messenger RNA, 1399 nt
Organism: Vitis riparia (riverbank grape)
Lineage: Eukaryota; Viridiplantae; Streptophyta; Magnoliopsida; Vitales; Vitaceae
Product: ankyrin-3-like
Exons: 2
Coding region: 50-1348 (432 amino acids)
Molecular function (GO): protein binding
Source: RefSeq, a predicted model, not a curated record